AUGCUCCGUCCUUAUCGGAUGUUGACGUACUAUGAGAAUGAAAUUCGACAAUGGCACUCCCGGUUGGAAGAACAGUAUCGGAACCCUGAUGCUAAUGAUGAGCCUGCCGCUAAUGACGAGGCGCCACAGAAGGACGGAGCGAAAGAUGAUAACGAAAAUGAAGACACAAACUCGACACAAGAGGAAACGUCUGGAGUUGAAGACCCGCAGGGACUCAGCAAGUCCAGAACCGCGCUGGAGCAUUUGACAUACCUACUCAAGUUCAUGGACGACUAUGUCCACAAAAGAUUGGACUAUUUGAAAAGUUCAAGCUGUGAAAAGAUAUUCUUUUCUGACAUCUGGCACUUGUUCAAGCCAGGGGGCCAGGUCAUUUCUGCUGAUGGUAAGCAGAUAUACCAGAUCUUCAACGUGACUUCAACGCCUCAUAUUGGCGAAGAACGUUUUUCAAAGUUUGCAAAGGAGGAUGAAGAUUCUCGUGAAGCAGCCGACGGUCAAAUCGUCAUCCAAUGUGUCUUUAUCCACUUUGAUGGACGCCAAAUUGGCCCAGUUGUGAGAAACGUUAGCAUUCCCAAGUUCGACGGUGAAAAGGCUGUUACUUCGUUGAAAAUCUAUCCCUUACGAUUUCACGUUCGCAAGAAACUGGAAAGACAAAUCAUGGGACGGAAGCCGACGGGAGAUGAAAUUGGCAAGUCUUUGAGGGAUGGCGUCGCCAAGCUGCAGGAGACACUUAUCGAAAGAGGCAAACUAUUUACGGAGGUGGCAGCCGUCAAGCACAUGUACUACUCGGGUCUGACUGUUGACACACGCGACGAGGUUCAGAGCCAGGUCAUGAUAGACUUUGCAGAGGCUUUCCUGGUGGAGAAGAAUGGCAAUUGGAGGCCAGAAGUCAAACAUUUGGUUGGGAUGAUUGAGAUUUCUAAUUCGCUACGUCGCGAUGCACCAUGCACGGCGCUAUGUUGCGCAGAAGAAAGUGUUCACAACGACAUAUAUGUGGACAAUAAGCGUCAUCACGACUUCAUGAAGGAAAUGCUGAGAGGCGUCGAGGAUGGCGUGGACGACUUGCCGCCCGCUGCUAUAUAUCCCCGCCCUUUGGAGACUCUCAAGACAGGGGGGAGUACGCUGACGAGAGAUGAUUUGCUCAUCAUGUCGUAUACUGUUUUUGGAUUUGUCCUUCGAGAUCGCUCAUGGGCCCAGUUGGAUUUAACGCACCUCACCCACUUCACCGACACCGUCGACGAUUCCUCUGCUGGUAAUGAUGACGAGACUGAAGAUGACAAGACAGCUUUUGGCCGGCUCGUUCUACCACCGGGCCACAAGAACAUGGUACUCUCAUUGAUUUCUCAACAUUUUCGAAAUAAGGCAGCGCAGCGAGACAAGGACAGGGAUGAACAGGUUGAUAUCGUUCGUGGAAAGGGAAAGGGACUUAUUAUCCUCCUGCAUGGCGCCCCAGGCGUAGGAAAGACAACAACAGCCGAGGGUGUCGCCGAGAAGUUCAAGAAGCCUCUGUUCCAGAUAACAUGCGGUGACCUUGGAUCGUCCCCAAAGGACGUAGAAGAUGCCUUGCAAACGAACUUUGCACUCGCCAACAGAUGGGGCUGUAUCCUCCUUCUCGACGAGGCUGAUGUGUUUCUGGCUGAGAGACGAAGAGAUGACUUUAACCGCAAUGGACUAGUGGCAGUCUUCCUCCGAGUCCUAGAGUAUUACGCUGGUAUCCUAUUCCUCACUACGAAUCGCAUUGGAGACUUUGACGAAGCCUUUGCUUCUAGGAUUCACAUGAGUCUUCACUAUCCACCUCUCAAGCUGGUUUCAACUUCCAAGAUCUUCGAGCUCAACCUCAAAAUGAUCAAGAAGCGAUACCAAGAAGCUGACAGGAAGAUAACCAUUGACAUGCAGGGAAUUGGGGAGUACGCCGAAGAGUAUUGGCAGAGGAACGUAAAAGCGCGGCUGAACGGACGCCAAAUUCGAAAUGCCUGUCAGACUGCGUUGGCUCUCGCAGAGUUCGACGCUCAGCCAGAGGGCAGCAAGUAUGACCUGACGGUCAGGUCGGAUGCCAAGGUACACUUGACGGUGAAGCAUAUUUAG
Molecule: messenger RNA, 2082 nt
Organism: Fusarium oxysporum Fo47
Lineage: Eukaryota; Fungi; Ascomycota; Sordariomycetes; Hypocreales; Nectriaceae
Exons: 7
Coding region: 1-2082 (693 amino acids)
Molecular function (GO): ATP hydrolysis activity; ATP binding
Source: RefSeq, a predicted model, not a curated record